Messenger RNA from Mycena indigotica, 1860 nucleotides. RefSeq names its product PlsC domain-containing protein. The coding region runs from base 1 to 1860 and encodes 619 amino acids. Gene Ontology annotation, cellular component: endoplasmic reticulum membrane. The record is from RefSeq and is a predicted model, not a curated record. The transcript has 9 exons. NCBI's taxonomy places the organism in Eukaryota, Fungi, Basidiomycota, Agaricomycetes, Agaricales, Mycenaceae. Gene Ontology annotation, molecular function: glycerone-phosphate O-acyltransferase activity; glycerol-3-phosphate O-acyltransferase activity. Gene Ontology annotation, biological process: phospholipid biosynthetic process.
AUGGACCUUCAACUCCUCCACCGCCUCAUCCGAACGACCACCGGAAUUGCAGCAUCGUCAUUCUUUACGGAAAUUCAUGUUAUUGGAGGAGAAGACUGCCCUAAGGACAUUCCUAUCAUCGUAACAGCGACCCACCAUAACAUGAUGCUCGACCCAGUGAUUCUCUCACACACCUUCCCCCAUGCUAGGAUUCUCAACUACUGGAGCAAGGCUACCCUAUUCAUUAACCCGAUCGUCAGCUGGAUCCUCUACUCCUCUGGAAACAUCCCGGUCGACCGCAAAUCCCGCGACCGCAAAGUGCUCCUGAAAGGAACUAUGGAAGCUCUCCAAAAAGGUUAUGCUGUCGCUCUUUUCCCAGAAGGCACCAGCUAUACCGAGCCAAGAAUCAUGCAAGUCAAGGACGGGGCCGCAUGGGCUGCGCUGGAAUAUAACAAAUUGGCCCAAAAUGACCCAGAGAAGAAGAAGUCCAAGUCUGUCGCAGUCGUGCCUGCCGCUAUUGUCUAUACCAAUAAGACAAAAUAUCGCAGCAGCGUUAUCGUUGAUUUUGGCUCUCCCAUCUUCAUGGACGACUAUGUUGAGCAGUUUUCAUCGGAGGCAGAAGGGGCGCCCCGAGCAGCAGUCAAACGGCUUACACGUGCAAUCGAGAAGCAGCUCGUAGAAACCACAAUCAACGCGCCAGACUGGAAUACUUUGUAUGCUGCUCGAAUGGCGCGUGAUCUUUUAUGGGUCGACGAACGAUCCAUCAAUCUCGGCGAAUACGUCGCCAUUUCGCAAACCUUGGUUGAUCUCUUUUCGACCCCGGAUCCGACCCCCAACUUCAAGUCCGUCAACAGGCGUCUACUCGAAUACUACUCUCUCCUACAGUCGACCAAACUGACCAACUCCGUUUUAUCAAACCUUCCUCUUCCACGAACUCUCGACCCCAACCGACCAACUCCGGUUCCCAGUCGCCUUCUGACCCUCCUUAUACUUCUGCGCGACAGUUUCGUCAUGCUCCUUCGCAUUCCCUUCUUUAUUUUCCCGCUCGUGAUGUACUUGCCUGUGUACUAUAUGGGACGAGUCGGUGCUAGGCUAGUCAAAGACGAGGAAGAAACUCAAGCCCAAAACAAGCUAGUUUUCGGCAUGAUAUCGAUGUUCUUGACCUACCCGGCCGCCUUUUUCUUCCUUUGGUCGUUUUUCCUGUAUACUCGUGUCGGUGCUGUCAUGGCGGCAGCAACCUUGUGGCUCUUUGCGCGUUACCACGAUACAAUGAUCAAUGCUAACUAUGAACAUGCUAAGCGUCUUCUUGCAACCUGGCGUGUUCUUAUCGGAGUCUGGGGACCUAAACGCUGGGACCUUUCCCUUCCUGCGCUGACACCCUAUAUGACUCCUGUUUUCCCUAAGGAGAGCGAGUUCAUCACCGUCAAGGCCCCUGUGGUUCCCGAACCCGACCUGGGCUCGGUCGAGCCGCCAGCUGAUCUUCCCAAUCCAAAGUCACGUCGCAAACCUUCUUCUCGCCGGAUUAUGCGUCAUGUCCUCCGAGCGCGCGGAGAAGCGGUCAAAGCUGUCGCCGAGUUGUUUGAGCAACUCCGUCUCCAGAGCAUACAGGCCCGGAACAGCGGUGGGGUGCGACUCAAGGCAAGCGUGCAUCUUGCCAAGAUAUAUGGCGGUGUCGAAGUUAGUGUCAAGAGCGACAGCGAGGCAGAAGGUGCAACUGGCCAGACCAAGGAGGUUUUGGAAGGCUGGCGAGAAGCGGGUGAGGUCAUUGCCUUCCUCAAGGAAAGGGGUGCAAAAGUUCCACAGUUGGGCCGGUCAUCGGAGUACGAAGCUGAAUGGGCGGCUGCGUUGACGAGUGAUGCGGAAUUUGAGCCGGGCAAUUGA